This is a messenger RNA of Kockovaella imperatae, 1359 nucleotides long. RefSeq names its product PIG-M-domain-containing protein. NCBI's taxonomy places the organism in Eukaryota, Fungi, Basidiomycota, Tremellomycetes, Tremellales, Cuniculitremaceae. Gene Ontology annotation, molecular function: GPI mannosyltransferase activity; alpha-1,4-mannosyltransferase activity. The transcript has 4 exons. The coding region runs from base 1 to 1359 and encodes 452 amino acids. Gene Ontology annotation, biological process: GPI anchor biosynthetic process. The record is from RefSeq and is a predicted model, not a curated record. Gene Ontology annotation, cellular component: glycosylphosphatidylinositol-mannosyltransferase I complex; membrane.
AUGCGCUUCUCAUCUAACCUAUCUAUCCUGACACUCUCCCUCUUCAUCCAUCUCGUAUUGAUCCUCUACGCUCACCAUGUCGAUUCUCAUCCUGAGCAAUUUGGUGGACUCAAAUACACCGAUGUAGAUUGGAGGGUCGUCAUUGACGGUGCGAGGCUGAUAGUCAAUGGAGGGAGAAGGAGGGGGAGGAGCGUAGACGAUGGUGACCCAGCAAGAGCACAGGGAUGGAUAGUUGAUGCUCUGAAUCUCAAGAUCGGGGAUCCGUACGCUCGACAGACGUUCCGAUACACUCCACUGCUACCUCUUGUUCUAUCGCCAGCUCUGAUACAUCCUCUCCUGGGAAAGGCGUUCCUGACACUUUUGUCGUUGUCAAUUCCCGUCGUACUGCUCUCUCGACCAUCCCACUGUCGUCCAAGCAAGGGCCUAGUCCAUGCACUGUGGACGCUCAACCCACUAGUCGUGAACAUCACCACACGAGGAUCUCCAGAAGCAAUCAUCGUCCUCUUAGUCAUCUGUACCGUUUCGGCGCUUGUGCAGAACAGUGUCACCACAUUUAAACAGCGAGAGAACCCCUCGUCACGCUGGGAAAAGGUCGCUGCGCUGCUUUACGCCAGCUCUAUUAGCUGGAAGAUCUACCCUGUCAUCUAUGCUCCGGCCAUUUGGGCACAUCUCGCCAAGAGGCAUCGAGGAUGGUUCGCCUCAGAGAUCUGGCUCUUUGGAACGUGGACAUUGUUCAGCAUGCUGGUGAUCAAUCUGCCUCUAUGGUCUAUCUGGGGUCAGCCGUUUCUCGACCAGACUUUUCUGUAUCACUUAUCAAGACUCGACCAUAGACACAACUUUUCCCCAUACUACUAUCCCAUCUAUCUGUCCAUUUCAGAAUCGAGCAUGUCUACCCCAACUUCUUCCUCCAUACUGUCCGCCCUCUCGGCAUUCUCACAACAUCCGCUCGCUUCGUUUGUACCGCAGAUGGGUCUGGCCACGUUCAUCGGUCUCUAUCUUACUCAGAAGACAAGUCUGGAGUUCGCAAUCUUCCUACAGACCGUGACAUUCAUAGCAUUCAACAAAGUUUGCACGUCCCAGUACUUUACAUGGUUUAUCCCGCUUCUGCCAUCCGUCAUACCCCAUCUUCGUUUGAGCGCCAGACGCACGGCUGUCCUUCUCAGCGCUUGGGUCGGUGGACAGGCUUUAUGGCUAUCCACGGCGUAUAGACUCGAAUUCCUCGCUCAAAGUGUCCAUCUCCAAUUGUGGGCGAGUGGUUUAGUGUUCUUCAUGAUCAACGUCUGGAUCAUUGGCAGCUUGGUCGAUUCUUGGGCCGAAGCUGAUACACGCCAUGUGGAGCCAAAGCAGCCAAAAGGCUGA